CGCUCGCCGCCUGCGGAGCCUGAGCCCGGCCGCCGCAGCCGCGGGGGCUCGGUGCCCGCCCGGUGCCCGCCGUGCCCGCCGUGCCCGCCCGGACGCGCGGCCGGGCGGCGAUGGCGCGAGGAGACGCCCCGCACGACAGCUACCACCUGGUCGGGAUCAGCUUCUUCAUCCUGGGGCUGGGCACGCUGCUGCCCUGGAACUUCUUCAUCACCGCCAUCCCGUACUUCCAGGGGCGGCUGGCGGGGGCCAACAUCACCUCCGGAAGCCUGGGCACCAACCACACAGGCCCCGCAGACGCCUUCAACUUCAAUAACUGGGUGACGCUGCUGUCCCAGCUGCCUCUGCUGCUCUUCACUCUGCUCAACUCCUUCCUGUACCAGUGCGUCCCCGAGACGGUGCGGAUCCUGGGCAGCCUGCUGGCCAUCCUGUUCCUCUUCGCCCUGACCGCGGCCUUGGUGAAGGUGGACAUGAGCCCCGGCCCCUUCUUCUCCAUCACCAUGGCCUGCGUCUGGUUCAUCAACUCUUUCUGCGCCAUCCUGCAGGGCGGCCUCUUCGGGCAGCUGGGCACCAUGCCUUCCACCUACAGCACCCUCUUCCUCAGCGGCCAGGGCCUGGCUGGCAUCUUCGCCGCCCUCGCCAUGCUUCUGUCCAUGGCCAGUGGUGUGGACGCACAGACCUCGGCGCUGGCCUACUUCGUCACCCCCUGCGUGGGCAUCCUGCUGUCCAUCGUGUGUUACCUGAGCCUGCCCCACCUGGAAUUUGCUCGCUAUUACCUGGCCAGGACGCCGGCGCAGGCCCAAGGGCAGGAACUGGAGACCAGAGCGGAGCUUCUCCAGCCAGAUGAGAAGAACGGGAUUCCCGGCAGCCCCCACAAGGCGGUCCUAACUCUGGACCUUGACAAGGAGCCCGAGCUGGAGCCCCAGGAGCCGGAGAAGCCGGGAAAACCAUCCGUCAUCCUGGUCUUCCGCAAGAUCUGGCUGACAGCUCUGUGCUUGGUGCUGGUCUUCACAGUCACUCUGUCUGUCUUCCCGGCCAUCACCGCCAUGGUGACCAGCUCCACCAGCCCCGGGAAGUGGAGUCAGUUCUUCAACCCUAUCUGCUGUUUCCUGCUCUUCAACGUCAUGGACUGGCUGGGCCGGAGCCUCACCUCCUACUUCCUGUGGCCCGACGAGGACAGCCGCCUGCUGCCGCUGCUGGUGUGUCUGCGCGUCCUCUUCGUGCCGCUCUUCAUGCUGUGCCACGUGCCCGAGCGCUCGCGGCUGCCCGUGCUCUUCCCGCAGGACGCCUACUUCAUCACCUUCAUGCUGCUCUUCGCCGUGUCCAAUGGCUACCUGGUGUCCCUCACCAUGUGCCUGGCGCCCAGGCAGGUGCUCCCGCACGAGAGGGAGGUGGCCGGCGCGCUCAUGACCUUCUUCCUGGCCCUGGGGCUCUCCUGCGGGGCGUCCCUCUCCUUCCUCUUCAAGGCGCUGCUCUGACCUGCCCGCUGGGGGUCCGCACUGCUCUAUGGGGCGAGCCCCCCGGGGUCUCGACCCUCCGCCAGAUGGAGCCGACC
Sorex fumeus (smoky shrew) is the source of this 1552-nucleotide messenger RNA. RefSeq names its product solute carrier family 29 member 2 (gene SLC29A2). The transcript is spliced from 12 exons. The coding region runs from base 111 to 1475 and encodes 454 amino acids. Gene Ontology annotation, biological process: thymine transport; hypoxanthine transport; uridine transmembrane transport. The record is from RefSeq and is a predicted model, not a curated record. Gene Ontology annotation, cellular component: basolateral plasma membrane; plasma membrane. Gene Ontology annotation, molecular function: nucleoside transmembrane transporter activity. NCBI's taxonomy places the organism in Eukaryota, Metazoa, Chordata, Mammalia, Eulipotyphla, Soricidae.